CUCCCUUGCUUCCAAUCCUCCACUUCUCAAACUUCUUAUAGUUCUACCACGAUCAUCUUGUAUACAUUAACAGACUACAUCAUGCUCGAUAUACUCAAUCCAUUUUCUGGCCCAUCUGCCACCAGCGAGAUCACAGAAUUACGCAUAUACCCCAUCAAAUCAUGUCGCGGGAUCUCAAUCCAGAAAUCAUACCUUACGAGGCAGGGAUUGGAUCUGGAUAGGAGGUGGAUGUUUGUCGACGCUGAGACUAUGAAAUUCAUCACCAUCCGCGACAUAUCCGAAAUGACUUUAAUCGACACAUCCCUCGACAGUACCUCCGCAAACCUCACAAUAUCCAUCCGCUCCACACCCCAUAGCAUCACUAUCCCUGCACGUCCGUCCCUCAACUGGCUCUCCUCCAACACCACCAUCGCCCAAGUGAACAUCUGGGACUACGAAACAGACGGCUACGUCUACUCUGACAGUAUAAACUCUAUCUUCACGACUUUCUUCUCGAAACCUGUGAAGCUCGUAUACAAAGGCCCCACACCGCGGAUAGUGAGGGGCAAUGGCGCACCGGGGAUAUUGGGGAGGGAAGAAAGCACGAAUUUUCCUGAUGUGAUGCCCUUGCUUAUUGCGAACGAGGCUAGCUUGAGAGAGCUGAAUGGGAGGUUGAAGGAGAAGGGACAUGCUGAGAUUGGGGUCGAGAGGUUCAGGCCAAAUAUCAUCAUCAAGGGAGCUGAUGACUUGGAUCCAAAUUCAACUGUCAAGGGUGGCUUACCAAGCGCAUGGAGCGAAGACAGCUGGAAAACAGUACGGAUCCUACCUCAUGGCGAACAAAAAGCCGGAAUCGCUCAAUCCAUCUUUGGAGGUGGAGGAAACAAACCACUGGAAAUCGAUGUCCAAGCUCGAUGCGCGAGAUGUCAGGUCCCGAAUGUAGAUCCCGAGACGGCGGAGAAAGAUAAGAAGGAGCCGUGGGAUACAUUAGUUAGUUAUCGGAGGGUCGAUGACGGGAUCAAGUGGAAGCCUUGCUUUGGGAUGUUGAGCUGUCCGAGGAAUGAGGGGGAGCUGGAGGUGGGGAUGAGGUUUGAGGUUGUGGAGACAACGGACAAGCAUAAGUACCUGAAAGGAUUUUGAUAUGGGCUUUAACAAUAACACUGAUUGCUCGUUCGGGUCAACAUUUUGGUUAUCAGAGUUGAGAACGAGGAUGAGGCAAUCAAGGUCGCGAAUGAUACGGCAAACGGCCUUGCCCUGUGGUGUUCAUAAAGGAUCUAGUGAGGUGGUCAGUGUUGCGAGGAGGAUUAGCAGUGAUACUGUGCAUAUUAAUUCGAUGACGGUACGUGAUAAGAUGGCAUUGCCACGCGGAGAAGUGAAUGCGAGCGGGUGGUGACGGCUCGGGACGCCGGGUUGAGACGUAGACGAUUUCGUUCUUGAAGUGAGCAGGCAAGAUGGAUCUGAGUUGUGAAACUUCUAACCUGAUGUCUCAAAUUAUUUUGAGAAACGGUUUUCUUAGAGGAUGACAGAGGAGACGGUCUGAUGCAGUGUGGGUAGGUCCUGAAAUGUUCGAGUUUCGAUCCGUCUCCUUCAAGUUAAUCAGCAGACUCUCUCCCUAAGCUGAUGUCUUGGUGAGC
Cadophora gregata is the source of this 1610-nucleotide messenger RNA. RefSeq lists its product as uncharacterized. NCBI's taxonomy places the organism in Eukaryota, Fungi, Ascomycota, Leotiomycetes, Helotiales, Ploettnerulaceae. The record is from RefSeq and is a predicted model, not a curated record. The transcript has 2 exons. Gene Ontology annotation, molecular function: catalytic activity; pyridoxal phosphate binding; molybdenum ion binding. The coding region runs from base 82 to 1116 and encodes 344 amino acids.